AUGUCUGAUACUCAUGUGGACGCCGAGGCGCCUGUCGUCGACCAGAAGGCGCUCGACCUGGCCAAGGCCCGCGAGGCUGGCUGGUCCGAGACGACUGCAUUCAACUACGAUGAGUUCACGAAGCAAGGCGGCCACAGCGGCGAGUGGCAAGGCAUGACCGGCGUCUACGAGUGGAACGACGAGUACGGCGACGUUGCACCUGAGCUUCCUGAGCUCGAGCGCAUGCUUUACGGCACCGAGACGCGUGUCGUGGAAGGCAAGCAUCGGGAUACACUCGACGACAUUGAGGUCGUGCUCGAGGGUGCCACCAAGGUGAAGCCAAUCCAGACUUUCGCAGAUGGUGGUCUUCACCCCGUCAUGGCCGAAAAUGUUAAGCGUUGUGGCUACGAGAAGCCAACGCCCAUCCAGGCCUACACCAUCCCGGCAGUCAAGCUCGGUUACGACGUUGUCGGCAUCGCUCAGACAGGUAGCGGAAAGACUGCCUCCUACAUGAUUCCCAUCAUCUCGGCAUUGAUGGGCAAGGCCAAGAAGUUGCGUGGCCCGCGCCCCAACGUCGUCGACCCGCGCUACGACCCCAAGCUGCACCGCGUCCGCGCCGAGCCACUCGUGCUCAUCAUCGUUCCCACGCGCGAGCUCGCGAUUCAAGUCUUUGACGAGGCUCGCCGCCUCUGCUAUCGUUCCAUGCUUCGCCCAGGUGUUGCAUAUGGCGGUCUGCCAAUGGGUCUUCAGGUCGAGGACCUUGGCAAGGGCUGUGACAUCCUCAUUGGUUCCCCAGGUCGCUUGAUGGAUCUCAUGGACCGCCCUGACGUUCUGACCAUGAGCCGCGUCAAGUACACCGUCAUCGACGAGGCCGAUGAAAUGCUCAACGAGGACUGGUCCGAAGAGAUGGCCAAGAUUCUCGCUGGUGGUGACGCCAACGAAGAUGCUGAUCACGUCUACAUGAUGUUUUCGGCCACCUUUCCCAAGGGCGCUCGUCGCGUUGCCCGCGAGUACAUGGCUGAAGAUCACAUGCGCAUCAAGGUCGGUCGCGCGGGUCAAGCCCACAAGAACAUCAAGCAAGAAAUCAUUGAGGUCGACCACACGAACAAGCGCCAAGCUGUCUACGACCUCCUCUUCGCAUCUGAGCCAUGUCGCACCUUGAUCUUCUGCAACUCCAAGAACACGGUCGAUCUCAUUGACGACUUCCUCUACAACAAGGGCUUGCCAACCACGUCGAUCCACUCAGACCGCAACAUGAAGGAGCGUGAAGAUGCCAUUCGUGCCUUCCGCACUGGCACUGCCCCGAUCCUCAUUGCCACCGGUGUCUCUGCUCGUGGUCUGGAUGUUCCCAGCGUCGGACACGUGAUCAACUUCGAUAUGCCAUCCGCGAUGUACGGCGGCAUCCAAGAAUACAUACACCGCAUCGGCCGCACCGCGCGUAUUGGCAACCUAGGCCUUGCCACCUCAUUCUACAAUGAGCGUAACGAAGACAUCGCUCAGGACCUCGUCAACGUCCUCAUGGAGUGCGACCAGAGCGUUCCAGAGUUCCUCGAGCAUCUGAAGCCGGAGCAGGUCUCUGAGAUUCAGUUCGACGAUGACUCUGAGGACGAGGCCGAGGCAGGCGAGGAUGACGCCGGCGGUGCUUGGGGUGGCGAUGCUGCUCCAGCUGAUGAGCCAGCUGACACCGGCUUUCAGGCCGACGCCGGCUUUCAGGCUGACGACAGCUUCAAGCCUGCUACCGAUGAUGCUUGGUAG
Cercospora beticola is the source of this 1734-nucleotide messenger RNA. RefSeq names its product DEAD/DEAH box helicase. Gene Ontology annotation, cellular component: nucleus. The record is from RefSeq and is a predicted model, not a curated record. NCBI's taxonomy places the organism in Eukaryota, Fungi, Ascomycota, Dothideomycetes, Mycosphaerellales, Mycosphaerellaceae. Gene Ontology annotation, molecular function: RNA helicase activity; ATP binding; RNA binding.